Cynoglossus semilaevis (tongue sole) is the source of this 2002-nucleotide messenger RNA. RefSeq names its product opiate receptor-like 1 (gene oprl1). The record is from RefSeq and is a predicted model, not a curated record. Bases 683 to 1801 code for a protein of 372 amino acids. Lineage: Eukaryota; Metazoa; Chordata; Actinopteri; Pleuronectiformes; Cynoglossidae. The transcript is spliced from 6 exons. Gene Ontology annotation, molecular function: nociceptin receptor activity; neuropeptide binding. Gene Ontology annotation, cellular component: plasma membrane; neuron projection. Gene Ontology annotation, biological process: neuropeptide signaling pathway; sensory perception of pain.
AGGAUUGUUGUUUCAAUAAAACAGGACACAAAAAAUAACGAGUCUCUUCUACUCUGAUGUAUUGUCAGUCAGGAGACUCCACCGUGCAACAGGUCCUAGUCCCAGUGUGUAACCAGUCCUUUUUUUUUUUUUUUUUUGUUCCCCACAACGGCAUGAAUUCCAACACACACUUACACAUACACCGGCUGUGCCUGCUGCAUCAAAUGCGCACGCAAGAUGGGUUUCAAGAGGAGAGUGUGGAGGGAUGAAGGGGGAGCUACAUCUUCAGCUCUACCACUCCCCCAUACUACCCCUCUCUCCCUCUCCCUCUCCCUCUCUCUCUCUCUCUCUCUCUCUCUCUCCUUGAUGCAGACUGGAGGUGAAGCGGUUUUUCUCUCCCCUCCUCUUCAUCCGGGGGAAACCUGGACAGACACACCGAUGGACUUCCCGACUGACCGACAUUUCGGGAUUUGUGACCUUGACAACCACAACUUGCCGGUGACAGCGGGGGGCAGCAGCUAAGGAGCAGCAGAAGAAGAAGACCUUAAACCGCGACACUUCAGUUCACAGUGACCCGAAGAGACACGCAACAACUUUGAGCCGCUGUGGCCGCGGGCCGGUGUGCGGGGAGCCCUGGUUCUGUUCGGACCUGAACGCGACCACAGGCGGCUUCCAGCCUCCUUUCCUCUGCUGUGGGUCAGACAUGGAGUUUCCAGAAGACUUUCUCCUGGCGGAGCUGGACCACCUGCAGCUCCUCAAUGACUCACUCUUCCAGAACAACUUCACAGGGGGCUACAACGAGACAAUCGACCUACUCCCGACUGGGGUGAAGGUCACGAUCGUGGUCGUCUACAUGAUCGUUUGUGUCAUUGGCCUGGUGGGAAACUUCCUGGUCAUGUAUGUCAUCAUAAGAUACACCAAGAUGAAGACAGCCACCAACAUCUACAUCUUCAACCUGGCCCUGGCCGACUCUUUGUUCCUGGCUACACUACCGUUCCAGGGCACUGAUGUUUUCCUGGGCUUCUGGCCUUUUGGGAACGCUCUGUGCAAGGCUGUCGUGUCGAUCGACUACUACAACAUGUUCACCAGCACCUUCACCCUGACGGUGAUGAGCAUGGACCGCUACGUGGCCGUCUGUCACCCUGUCAAGGCUCUGGACAUGAGGACGCCGCACAAGGCAAAGGUGGUGAACAUCUGUGUUUGGGUGUUGGCAUCUGCUUUCGGCGUUCCAGCCAUGGUCUUGGGAAAUGUCGAGGAAGAACAGGAACACAACAGCAUUGAGUGUAUUGUGGUUUUACCUGAACCAAGGAGUCACUGGGAUCCUGUGUUUGGUACCUGUGUCUUCCUCUUCUCCUUCCUCAUCCCUGUGGCCAUUAUCAGCAUCUGCUACAGUUUGAUGGUCAAGCGCCUACGCAGUGUCCGCAUCCUGUCCGGUUCCAAGGAGAAAGACCGCAACCUGCGACGUAUCACCAGGAUGGUCCUCGUGGUGGUGGCAGUUUUUGUCGUCUGUUGGACGCCCAUCCAGAUAAUGGUUCUGGCUGAGUCUCUGGGCUUCAACCUGAGCAGCGUGUUCACGCUGGUGCUGAUGCACUUCUGCAUCGCCUUGGGCUACGUCAACAGCAGCCUGAAUCCUGUUCUCUACGCGUUCCUGGAUGAGAACUUCAAGCGCUGCUUCAGGGAGUUCUGCCACCCCUCGCCGUUUCAUCUGGACACGCAGCAGUCCGGCAGGAUGAGGAGCAUUGCCAGGGAGGUGGCCGCGGCCUACAGCUGCAAGGCUGGAGAUGGUGUUGGGCCUGGUGGAGGGACACCUAAUCCAGCAUGACUAGGCGUGGAGCUUCCCUUGAUGGGGGUUGACCCCCCACAGAGAGGGGAAAACCAGGCGACGGGGAACUCCAACACAGAAUUAACACAGAUUACAGCGCUCUAGCAACACGAGCCCUCCCGCCCCCCAACUAGAAGACUUGCCUGGGGCGGGGGGGAGGAAGAUGAAGAAGAUGGGUCUGAGAGGAAAAGAAUCUAGGAU